Lolium rigidum is the source of this 3164-nucleotide messenger RNA. RefSeq names its product protein CHROMATIN REMODELING 19. NCBI's taxonomy places the organism in Eukaryota, Viridiplantae, Streptophyta, Magnoliopsida, Poales, Poaceae. Gene Ontology annotation, molecular function: ATP-dependent chromatin remodeler activity; chromatin binding; DNA binding. The record is from RefSeq and is a predicted model, not a curated record. Gene Ontology annotation, cellular component: nucleus. The coding region runs from base 34 to 2601 and encodes 855 amino acids. The transcript is spliced from 12 exons.
AACCCUAGCCGCCGGCCCGCAGCCGCCGCCCCGAUGCGGCGAGACUACGAGGAGAUCUCCGACGACGAGUGGUCCAACCACGCCUUCAAGCCCUCCCGCGUCCUCAAGCGCCCCCAGCCGCCUCCCCCUCCCAUCGAUUCCUUCCGCUACGACCCCAAGGCUCCCUCCGCCACCGGCACCAGCAAAACCGCUGCCGUCGUCCUCUCCGACGACGACGACGACGACUUCGACCUGCGGAAGGACGUCAGCUCGCGCCGCGUCGAGAGCAGCUCGCGCGCGCUCAAGCGCCCGCAGCAGAUAAGCCCGCCGAGGUGGGCCACGCUGCCCGUCAAGCCCUCCCGCCGCAACCCUAAACCCUCCAAGGCCGCGGGGUCCUCCGACGACGACUUCGACCCCGAGGACGACGAUUUCGACGUCCCCGCUUCCAGGAAAUCCCGGCGCCGCACCGCUGGCCGACGGCUGGCAGCCGCCACCGUCGACCUCUCCGACGAGGAGGAGGAUCUAGACCUCACGUUCGAGGACUCUGACGUCGCCGACGACGACUCCGACCUCCCGGACGACGAUUCCGACCGCCCCGCCCCGAGGCCGUCGCGGCCGCGCCGCACCGCUGGUCGGCGCUUCGUGGUCGAGGAGGAUGACGACAGUGACGGCUCUGUGCCUGCUGGCGUGGUGGAGGUAGGGGAUGAUGGAGAGGAUGACGGGGUGAACUGGUCGGAGCUGGAGAACGACGACGAUGAGGACGGGGACUACAGCGGUCAGAAGAGUGGGAAGGCCGAGGAGGUGGAAGGGGACGUGGUGGGGAAGGCGCUGCGCAGGUGCUCGCGGAUUUCGUUUGAUCUGCGGCGGGAGCUCUAUGGUUCUUCAACAAGGAAUUGCGAAAGUUAUGCCGAGACAGAUGCCUCCACUGUCCGGAUUGUCACUCAGGAAGAUGUGGAUGCUGCUUGCACAAGCGAGGACAUGGAUUUCGAGCCGGUGCUGAAGCCCUACCAGCUUGUGGGGGUCAAUUUUCUUCUGCUGUUGCAUCGGAAAGGCAUCGGCGGAGCAAUUCUGGCUGAUGAAAUGGGUCUCGGCAAGACAGUCCAGGCUGUUACUUAUCUUAAUCUCUUACAACAUCUAUAUGACGACCCUGGUCCACAUCUAAUAGUUUGCCCAGCUUCAGUGCUGGAAAAUUGGGAAAGGGAACUUAAGAAGUGGUGUCCAUCAUUUUCGAUCAUUAUGUUCCAUGGUACAGGAAGGACUGCCUACUCAAAGGAGUUAAGUUCUUUAGGCAAAGCUGGUUGUCCACCUCCAUUCAAUGUCCUGCUUGUUGGCUACUCGCUCUUUGAAAGGCGGAGUGCUCAACAAAAGGAUGAUCGCAAGGCACUGAAAAGAUGGAAAUGGAGUUGUGUAUUGAUGGAUGAAGCACACGUGCUGAAAGAUAAAGGCAGCUUCAGAUGGAAAAACCUUAUGGCUGUUGCUCAACAUGCUCGUCAGCGGUUAAUGCUGACGGGAACUCCUCUUCAAAAUGAUUUACACGAGCUAUGGUCAUUGUUGGAGUUCAUGAUGCCUGAUAUAUUUGCUACUGGAGAUGUUGAUCUCAAGAAGCUGUUGAACGCAGAAGACCGCGAGUUGGUUUCACGUAUAAAGUCCAUUUUAGGGCCGUUUAUUCUUAGACGCUUGAAGUCAGAUGUUAUGCAGCAACUUGUCGCGAAGACACAACAUGUUAAAUCUGUCUCCAUGGGAUCAGAGCAGCGUAAAGCUUAUAAUGAUGCCUUAAAUGACUACCGUGCCAUUUCUCUGGCUCGUAGUGAGAAGUCAUCGAUUCCAAAGCGUCAAAUAUCAAACUACUUUAUGCAGUUGCGUAAGAUUGCGAACCACCCCUUGCUUAUAAGGCGCAUUUACAGUGACAAAGAUGUUGAUCGAAUUGGAAGGUUGAUGUAUCCCAAAGGCGCAUUUGGUUUUGAAUGUUCCUUGGACAGAGCGAUCCAAGAGCUAAAGAACUACAAUGACUUUGCUAUCCACCAACUGCUGGUUACAUAUGGGGAUACUGGUACAAAGGGUGCUCUAAAAGACGAGCAUGUUUUUGGAUCAGCAAAAUGUCAGGCCUUAGCAGAGCUUUUACCUUCGUUAGCAAAUGAUGGUCACCGAGUUCUUAUAUUCAGCCAAUGGACCACAAUGCUUGAUAUCCUUGAAUGGGCACUGGAAUUAAUAGGAGUUACAUAUAGACGUCUUGACGGAAGCACCCCAGUUGUUGAAAGGCAGACUAUAGUGGACACUUUCAACAAUGAUCAUUCGAUAGCUGCAUGUUUGCUUUCCACAAGAGCUGGAGGCCAGGGGCUGAAUCUGAUAGGAGCUGAUACAGUCAUAAUACAUGACAUGGAUUUUAACCCUCAGAUGGAUCGACAAGCUGAAGAUCGUUGCCAUCGCAUUGGGCAGCAGAAACCUGUCACUAUAUAUAGGCUAGUGGCGAAGGAUUCAGUUGAUGAAAAGAUAUAUGAAAUUGCGAAGAGGAAGCUAGUACUAGAUGCUGCAAUUCUUCAGUCUGGAGCAGACUUGGAUGAUAGAAAUGAUCUACCAGAGCAGACAAUGGGAGAGAUUUUGGCAUCUCUUCUCCUGGUGUGAUGAAUUUAUCAUGGAGUGGCUUGAAGGUACAUGAUUCCACAUUUUCACCUGUGGGGAUGUUCUUGGCUUCAUUUAAGGACAGCACUUUGGUUCCAAUGGGGUCCUAAGGUGCUUUGCAUGAUGGUGCCUUUUGCAUUAGAUCUCAGCUGUUGGCAGCUAUACUAUGGGAAAUCCAGUUCGGGUCACGUUGCUAUUGGGAUCUACGGAUGAUCUUCUGCAAUCUACUGAAUACGUACACAACACUGCUUCUCUUCGAUGUGCUUGAUCAGGGCGACAUACUGUAGAAGCUUAGCAUAGCUCGAGAUAGGGUGUAGAUUUCUUAGAAUGUACUUCAGUCAGAAGUCUCAGAACAGAAAUCAUACUUUUGUACUCGAAGAAAUAUUAUCCAAUCUCAGUCUCAGAACUGAAGUACAUCUUGGUAUUAAUGAUAUGGAGCAUAGCUGAAGUGGCAACUAUAUGGCAGAGAUUUGAUUCCUGCUUUAGCAUCUUGGCCACAUUCAGCUUUAAACUGUAGUCUUCAACUCUGUGUAUCCGUAAAUAAAAUGAAUUUACAACUCGCUGCA